AUGCUACAAAGCGAAUCUCGAGUGGCUCGUUCAGUUGUCAAAGAGACCUGGCGUAUAGCUCCAAACUCAAUAACCAAUCGCUCGGACGAACCAAUUGCUCAGGGAGGGUUUGGGGAGGUUUACACUGCCACCUAUUUCGGCUCGGACGUUGCUAUCAAACAGCUCUUGGCCAAAUAUGGCGAAGAAGAAAUCAAAGAGUUCCGCCGAGAGAUUGAAAUAUGGUACAAACUGAAUCACUCCAAUAUCUUACCGCUUCAUGGAGCCUGCGAUCUUGUCGAGAAACCAUUUAUGGUAUCACCUUUUAUGAAGAAUGGUACGCUACGGUCAUUUGUCUCUGAUCCUGCGUGUCGACGGUCCAUCUCAGACAAGUUGCGGCUCAUGUAUCAAGUCGCCUCAGGAAUGGCAUAUCUCCACAGCAACGGUAUAAUCCAUGCCGACCUUAAAAGCGACAACGUCUUUAUCGAUUCGGGAAACAAUGCCGUCAUUGCCGACUUUGGUCUAGCAAAAACUAAACGCACAUCGAUCAGAUCUCAAAGAUCGCGCACAAAUAACUCGAUUUGCGGGACCGUCAUAUAUAUGGCUCCUGAAAUGUUGGACGAUGAAGAGCCAACUGGUUCUUCGAGAGAGACAGAUGUCUACGCAUUUGGAGUCACGUUUUUUGAAAUCCUCAAGGAUGGUAGAGACACAUGGGUAACAAAAGACGGCGGCCCUAUGCAUCAAAUGACAGUCGUUAGACAAGUUUGCAAAGGAAAGAGGCCAAAGAGAUUCGAUGGUAUUCCCGACCAAAUAUGGAGCCUCGUUGAGUCGUGUUGGCAUCAGGAUCCCUAUCAUAGACCAAGUUUUGUGGAUAUUUUGAGCCAACUGAGC
This is a messenger RNA of Polychytrium aggregatum, 867 nucleotides long. Its product is annotated as kinase-like domain-containing protein. The transcript has a single exon. NCBI's taxonomy places the organism in Eukaryota, Fungi, Chytridiomycota, Chytridiomycetes, Polychytriales. Gene Ontology annotation, molecular function: ATP binding; protein kinase activity. The annotation marks the transcript as partial. Gene Ontology annotation, biological process: protein phosphorylation. The record is from RefSeq and is a predicted model, not a curated record.